UCCUUGCGGUAGAAGGGACUGGACAAUGUAACUAGCUCUCUGGAAAGAUCCACGUGGCCCUGUGUUGAGCAAGAUCUCUCAGACCCUGUCUCCUAGAUCAACCUGAGAAGAAAUGAUGUGACAAUUCUUAUCAAAGAGGACUUUUUGGAAGUGCGGGAUACCCGUGAAGAAGGUCACCCUUUCCCCGGUCUGUGAAAUAGACACUGUCAGAUUCCAAAAUGCCAGCCAAGACCCCAAUUUACCUGAAAGCGGCUAACAACAAGAAGGGAAAGAAAUUUAAACUGAGGGACAUUCUGUCCCCUGAUAUGAUCAGUCCUCCUUUGGGGGACUUUCGUCACACUAUUCACAUCGGCAAAGAGGGCCAGCAUGACGUCUUUGGAGAUAUUUCCUUUCUUCAAGGGAACUAUGAGCUCUUGCCUGGAAACCAAGAGAAGGCACACUCCGGCCAGUUCCCGGGGCACAACGACUUCUUCCGGGCCAAUAGCACCUCGGACUCGAUGUUCACGGAAACACCCUCCCCGGUGCUCAAAAAUGCCAUCUCCCUCCCGACUAUUGGAGGAUCCCAGGCUCUCAUGCUGCCCUUAUUGUCACCAGUGACAUUUAAUUCCAAGCAGGAGUCCUUCGGGCGUCCUAAGUUGCCAAGACUCAGCUGCGAGCCUGUCAUGGAAGAGAAAGUUGAGGAGAAAAGUAGUCUGUUAGAGAACGGGACAGUCCACCAGGGAGACACCUCGUGGGGCUCCAGUGGUUCCACGUCUCAGUCCAGCCAGGGCAGGGACAGCCACUCCUCCAGCCUGUCUGAACAGUACUCCGACUGGCCCGCGGACGACAUGUUUGAGCAUCCUGCCUCCUGCGAGCUGGGGAAGUCAAAGACUAAAUCAGAAGAAUCCCUUUCUGACCUGACCGGCUCCCUGCUCUCUCUGCAGUUGGAUCUAGGGCCCUCACUUUUGGAUGAAGUCCUGAAUGUCAUGGAUAAAAAUAAGUAACCAGGAGUCAGCCCUUUUUCUUGGGAGUAAGAGGUACCAAAAUAAGCAGAAAACAAAAAAAUGAUCUAACCACAGCCGAAGGAAAGAGCUGCUCUGACUGUUUUUAUUUGCAGCCAUGUGGUGCAUUUUUCUAAAAUAACACUCCUGUUCGUACAAAAUAUUUUUUUAACCAUCAUGCCCUGUUUGCAAAAAUUUUGAAAACAAUAAUUUUUAAAAAUUGAAGAAAAAAAAAAACCUGUUUCUGGCAGAAAAAGAGAAAUGAGGAAGUGAGUCAGAGCUCAUUUAAGCAGGCAUUGUCGGCUCUCAAACACCCUCCGUUUUGUUUGUAGAUGUGCACACAUCCAGGCUGUCUAGGAGGGCUGGGUCCGUGGUCUCUCCAAGGCGACUUACAGCAUGUUGGGAGAAGGAAAUCAAAACUUACUUAGCACCUACGCCUUUUUUUCUUGACUCUUUUGUAUAUUGUAUCUUUUGGGUUCACCAUAGCAAGUUCUCCAGUGUUAAGAUUUUACUCUUCAUAUUCGAACAACCUUACGGGACUUGGGAUUUUUUUUUCCUUGUGGUUCUUAUAUAUCCCUGUAUAUUAUUUCCGUGUUGCAAAAGUUUGACUGUCAGCUACAUGUUGGUUAAAAACAAGCAAGGUAUUACUGUAACUAAGUUAUUUUUAAAGUUGAAAUAUAUUUUUAUGCGCCUUUGGCUUUUCAUUG
Rattus rattus (black rat) is the source of this 1687-nucleotide messenger RNA. RefSeq names its product CDC42 effector protein 3 (gene Cdc42ep3). Bases 219 to 983 code for a protein of 254 amino acids. The record is from RefSeq and is a predicted model, not a curated record. NCBI's taxonomy places the organism in Eukaryota, Metazoa, Chordata, Mammalia, Rodentia, Muridae. The transcript has a single exon.